AUGUUCCCUCCUUCAUUACUCGAGCCCACCGUAUCUAUCAGUUCCCUUACCAUAUUGACAUGCAUCACUGAAGGGUUUGGGAAGACAAUAACACCAUAUGAAGAUUUAUCAAAUAGGGUGGACUUGUCGUGCCCAAAGAUUGGAAUACUCACCUCAAGGAAAACCAGAGUAAAUGAAGAAUUACAAGUUGCCAUUGACGGGAGGGUCUUAAAAAUUGGUAUCAUCGAAUUUGAUGAAGACUGGUUUCCUUUUCGAUUUGACAAGUCGGAGGAUUACUAUGAGACACAGGAUGAGGACGACGAAGAAGACAAUGAAUAUGGGAAUGAAGAAGAGGAUGGGAUAUCGGACACGUAUAUGGGGAACCUAGACGAUGAGAAGGAAGAAGGUGAGAUAUCACCGGAACUACAAACGGAAAAGAAUGUGAUUCAAUCGGAAGGUGGACAAGCGAUAAACACAGAGAUCGGAGAUGAAUUUCCGACCAGACAACCGGUAGUCAGAAGUAAGGUAAACGAAACGUCGGAAGAAGUGCAACGGACACUUGGUGAACAAAUGAUGGUGCGGGAUUCUAUGUUGACUGAACACGUAGCAUCGCCUAGAAUCUUGGAGGCAUUAAUGGAUAACGGUAACAUCCCUAGUCUAAUCCACAACUCAAAGGACAACUGCCCUGGCCUAGGUAUGGAAUCAAACCCAAACUUAAAUGGGCUUUCUUAUGAGCUACCCCCAAUUGGUUGUUUUGGGCCGUUUUCGUCUCCUAUUGUAUCAAACAAAGGCAUACGCCAGUCAUCUGAAGUAUGUAGUUCACUGGGGAAAAGGUGGAGACUAGAGCAUGACGAACCUAGACGACCUAUCCUUUUAAUAAAUCCGAUGACUGGCCUCUUUGACCUUGACGUACCCCCAUCACACAUGGCUUCCCAAACGGCGGUAGUCAAAGAAGUCGAUCACGCUCCAAUCGACAUUAACAUAGUCCCGUCUGAAAGUCAUGGAAACCUGAAUGAAGACGUGUCUGACGAUUUCUCCUCUUCUUCAACUGAAAUUAGAAAGACGGUAGAAAUUGGGAAUGCAUUAGGGUUUGAAAUUAGCCCCAAUGACCCAAUUUUAAAGGGAGUAAUGGGUGAAAUUGGCGAGGCUGCAGCACCACAAUGA
This is a messenger RNA of Lactuca saligna, 1143 nucleotides long. Lineage: Eukaryota; Viridiplantae; Streptophyta; Magnoliopsida; Asterales; Asteraceae. The record is from the annotation of a GenBank genome assembly.